AUAAUAAGUAGUAACCCGGCAAGUAUCUGUAUGUCUUGUCACAUAAUGUUUUCCCAACCGCAACGACUAUGUAUAAAGCCGCUUUAUGAUUAUUCCUAGGUUACCGCCGCGAUAAUGGUUCCAGCCGGUCCUACAACUCUAUUUGGUCUGUGUUGCUACGCGAAUAUGCAUCGAAAUGUAGGUAUCCAUAUGCGUUAACCUACCAUCACUGUUUGCUUCCUGUUGAAUAUCCUCAAAUUGAUUGAGAGCUAGUUUUAAUCAACGAUACUCAAUGUAUUCAAGGGUAUGUAUAAAAGAUUGAAGAAACUGAUUGUUAAGCAGAGGCUCGGCAUCUGAUAAUUGCACCAAAGAAACAAGCUCAAAGCUUAACUCAGAAUGUGUCACCUUUAUUGGAAAUUGAGGCCUCUAAAACUUGAUGCAAAGGAAAAGGAUGACUCAACUGAGUUGCAUCGUUUCAGUCUAGAUCGUUGUUUCAUGCUGUGUUAUGCUCGUGACGUGCUAUGUCGAUCUCCCCAUUGCGGCAGAUUAGUGCCUUAUCGAUAGCACUAACACCCUGAAGGAGCAGCCGGCACCUGCCGUGUUGCGUUUGCAGCGGCUUAUCACGCUCGUACACAUCAUAUCCUCGUGACUUGGCACCCCCGGGAAGGAUACACCCAUUAUCCAUCUUGCGCUUGCUUGACUCAACUUCAUCUUCCCCUGCCUCUAGCAAUAUUUUAGCUAUUCCCAACCAACAUCUUUCAACUGCAGACUAUUUCACACACAAACUUCAGUUCUUCUGCCUCUUCUUAACGUCUUCCUCUCGAGUAUCGCCUAUCGCGCCGGCCCCGGAGCUCUUUGGAUACCUUCAUAACCCCACAUUCGGAAACAACAUCAACUGCCAUCAUGAGUAGCCCACGCCGCAGAAUCGAGACUGAUGUGAGUUCUACCGUCUUCCGAGACUGUGACGGAACUGUGACUAACACUAAUCGUCAACAAGGUCAUGAAGUGCGUUGUCGUCUCUGCCCUGUCGCUUGUUGUAUUGCUAACAUGAUUACAGGAUGUAUGGGACUCAAUAUAAGCUACCGUUUCUAUGAUGACACUGACACCAAUAGGCUUAUGAGUGACUACGAAGUUACACUUGUCAAUGACAACAUGUAAGCUUCCAAUUCCACUUUCACCGACUCCGACCUAUUUCCUGACCGAUCCUCUUAGGCAAGAGUUCUUUGUUCGCUUCAAAGGACCAGCUGAGAGUAUGUUUACCGAAGCGCAUCGUCCGAAUAAGAACUGACAUUACGAAGCUCCAUUUGAGGGCGGAAUGUGGAAGGUUCAUGUCGAGCUUCCCGACACCUACCCUUACAAGUCCCCCAGCAUUGGCUUUGUCAACCGCAUCUUCCACCCCAAUAUCGACGAGCUGUCCGGUUCGGUCUGUCUCGAUGUUAUUAACCAGACUUGGUCGCCCAUGUUUGAUAUGAUCAACAUUUUCGAGGUUUUCCUUCCUCAACUCCUGCGAUACCCCAACCCUACCGACCCCCUCAACGGUGAGGCGGCGGCCUUGUUGAUCAGAGAACCAAAGAGCUAUGAUGCCAAGGUCAAAGGUGUGUGUGCAUGGACCCUUGAAACAGACAUGAUACUCAUGAAAGCAGAAUAUGUCCAGAAAUAUGCUUCCAAAGAUGCAGCAGACGAAGCCGGAGCCGAAAGCGAAGACGAUGACGAACUCUCCUCAGUUGCCAGUUUCGGGGACGACGAUGACGAGCCUGCGGGACAGAUGGAUGAUGUAUAAGCCCUUCUACAAGCGCAUUAAAUUGGGCGAGCGUUUCGAUUCACAUAUGGCGUCAUGGGACCGAGGCACGGAUUUAGGGCUAUCAUUGGACGGAGUUGCAGUAACCUCGCGCAGGCUUGGACUCGGAUCGAAUUUGUUUCUUGGCAUUAGUUUGGCAUGUUGCAUACAAAGCUUCGCUUGUGCUCAUCGGAGGGCGGUCGAACGAAAUAGCCGCAACUGGAUGUCAUGAUUGCUGGUGACAGACCUGGCCGUCAGGACCUCGAAGGCAGUUUGGAUAGGUUGGCCUUUCGUUCUCUGCCAACGAUGCACAGCAGAGGGACAAGACUUUGAAUAUUAAAUCAAUAAAUUGGGCUGAGCCCGGGUAUCAUAUCUAUUAUUAUUCUAAAGAACCAGUGCCUAUAGUAAAAUGCUUAAUCGGAGUCGUAGUCAACCAGGCCUGCUGGCGAAGCAGGCGCCUGCGCCUUGGAUGGUGGCUCCAAAUUCCGUGACUCUACUUCUUGUGGUGAUCUCUUCCGCUUCACACCUGGCAGUCUGGCCGGUCCUUUCGUCUCAUGUCGUUUGCCGAUCAGGAAAGGAUCCUUGGAGGCCCUAGUGUUGCCCAUAAGUUCCGACACCAACGCAUCUUUACGUUUCGAAGCCUCCUUGUCAGCCUUCAGCUUGCCUCCGCCUUUCGGGUCCAAUGGUUUCUUCUUGCUCCCUUUGGUUUGAAAUAAGGGCUUCGACAAUGCUCGAUCUCUGCCAUCAUCAACCACAGGUCCAAAGUCGACAAGAGCCGCACGGCGAGCAUCUUCCUCUGUCCCAGGAACAAUAUCUAUGCCAAGACUCAUGCGAUCUUGAAGAUCCCCUGUAGCCGCAGCAUCGCGCUCCCGCUCUUUGCGCCCUGCCCUGAAUGCCUUCCGUAGCUUCUGAUUCUGCGUAUACGGAUCAUCCCAAUGUUUCGCAGAUGCCUCAAGAAGAUCGUCUAUCCGUAGCGUCGCGCGUUUGAGCUGCUCCCUAUCCUCAAUAGUCUUUUCCAAACUCGAAAAUGCAUUCUUUCUCAACGCCUCCCUCUCCUGAUCCGUCAUGAUAACAGCAUCCCCUUCGCGCUGCACAUCUUCCCCCGUAUCCCUCUUCGCACCGCCCUCCGUGACAACAUACGCCGUAUUCUUCGGAUCCGUGCGAAUCUCAAUCUCGCCUCCGCAAUCCGCAUGACGAAACUUGAAACUCCAAAUCGGCGUUGAGAAAUAACUCCCCACGCGGCGCUUCGCGGCGUUGAAGCGAACGCCUUGGCCGAUUAUCGUGGGCUUGGGACAGCUGUUGCACCAGACGGCGAAGGGAAGCUCGAAGCGGACGGUGAGGGAGCCAGGCUUUGAGGCGCGUGCGCCGAGCGGGUGUUUGUUGUGAAGACGGUUGCCGGAUGUGGUGCCUUCUACUUCGGGCGGGACGUAGCGGCCCAUGUUGAAGCCCUGCAUCUUUGUGGUGGUUUUGAGGCUCGUGGCCUUUGGUAGGUGGAGGGGGGAAGAUUUGGUGUUGAGAGAGAUGGAUGGUGGAUGGAGGGGUGAUGUUAUAGUGGUAGGUACGUCACCU
Molecule: messenger RNA, 3325 nt
Organism: Fusarium odoratissimum NRRL 54006
Lineage: Eukaryota; Fungi; Ascomycota; Sordariomycetes; Hypocreales; Nectriaceae
Product: ubiquitin-conjugating enzyme E2 H
Exons: 3
Coding region: 1295-1759 (154 amino acids)
Biological process (GO): ubiquitin-dependent protein catabolic process; protein polyubiquitination
Cellular component (GO): nucleus
Molecular function (GO): ubiquitin conjugating enzyme activity
Source: RefSeq, a predicted model, not a curated record